This is a messenger RNA of Oldenlandia corymbosa var. corymbosa, 1245 nucleotides long. The record is from the annotation of a GenBank genome assembly. NCBI's taxonomy places the organism in Eukaryota, Viridiplantae, Streptophyta, Magnoliopsida, Gentianales, Rubiaceae.
AUGGCACCACCAAAGAAAGAUGCCGCCACAAAAGGUACUCAACAACCAACUCCUCAACAAGAAGAAGAAUCCGAGGAGACAUCAACCCUAUCAACCUUAGCUUCUCAAAUCCAACUUCCUGUCACUCAAGUUGGUAAUAUAGGAAAGGAAAUAGGUGACAUAAAGAUUUCAAAAGCUGAAUUUGCUCAAAAGCAAGACACCUUGGCCGAGAGACAGGAAAGAAUGGGAGCUCAAAUGACAGACCUUAAAGGUGAGCACGGUACUUUGGCUUCUAACUUUGCUACUUUUCAGGAACAGAUGCAAAAUGUUCAAGAUGAAGUAAGAAGCACUGUAAGGCAGCCACAUCCACCACCACCACCACCAUUUAGACCCCUGAGGCCAAAUAGCCCACCGGUUGAGUUGUCUACGGAGGAUGAAAGAUCCGAGCCUCCAUCACCUCCAAGAAGAAUUAGACCGAGGAGAAGGGAUGAUGAACCAGAGAAAGGGAAGCUAAAGCAUGAUCUCCCAAAGUUCUUUGGCACAUCAGAACCGGAUAAAUACUUGGAGUGGGAGAUGAACGUGGACAAGGUGUUCAAUAUGCAUUACUAUGCCGAGGACUAUAAGGUAAACGCCGCCAUUUCUCAAUUUCGUUUAAAUGCUAACACUUGGUGGCUUGAUGUUAACAGAAGAAGGCGUAGAGAUGGUGAUCCAGAGAUUGUAACUUGGUUACAAUUGAAGAGAUUAAUGAGGCAAAAUUUUGUGCGCAAAUCAUAUCAGAAACAGUUGAGAAAUGAACUACAAGAUCUAAGGCAAGGUUCUCGUACUGUUUGGGACUUUUAUUGGGAAUUAGUUUCUUUGCGUACUAAAUUACAGUUAGAUGAGUCUGAUGAGUCUAUGGAGGCACGAUUCAUUCGAGGAUUGAAUCGCAAUUUGAGGGAUUCAGUGGAGUUACAUGCUUUGAAGGUACAAUCCCUUGAAGAAUUGGUUGAAUAUGCUGACACUUUGGAGAAGCAAACCAAAACCCGUGAAUCAAGGGCUGUCCCUACAUCUUCUAGGCCCUAUUCCGGAUCUACAUCAACCAAACCAAGCCCUCAAUCAAGCCAAAUGAGGCCUGCCCCUACUCGGACUCCAUUUCAGCCGAGAAGACCUCCCAUAACAUCAACCGGAUUUCCUCCAAAACCGGUUGCAAAAGCACCUCCACCUAAGAGAAUGAAGAAUUACCUACUAACAUGGAGUUUGAGGUUGAAGAAGAAGAUGAGGAGAUAG